AAUUAAUUUAUGUCUCUUUCAGCUCUCAGAGCAACAGUUUCAUUCUUAACUUUAAAUUCACUACUCCAAAUUUAUGAGAAUUAACCUGUUGAAUUUUGGGAUUCCAAUCAAAUGAUGUCUCAUCCUAAAUUAACUCCCAUAUUCUAAUCAAAUCAAGUAAUUAUAUUUCAUUUUAUAUCAGUAUCUAAAUUUACUUGCAGCCUUUUUCACACUUACAUUAAUAGAUACAAACAAAAAACUUCAACUUACUAAUUCAAUUGCUGUUUCCACAUCCGUUAUCAUCUAAAAUUUAAAGUAUUUUUAAUCAUUUAUUUCUUUAGUUUAUUUUUACCUAAGACUUUCAAUAUGAUAUCUAUCUACUUUUAAUUAAUUGUACUUAUUUAUCAACUCUUUAUGUUGUUUUCUACUUAUUAUGAUAAAUUUCAAUUCGAUAAAAUUCCUCAAUCUCAUUCUAUAAUUUAAUGUUAAAAUAUUGUUAAAGACAUAAAAACAGGCAAAAAGUAAACCUAUAAAAAAUAAAUCUCUCAUAAAAAAAAAGAAAAAAUAUUACAAAAAUAAUUACAACCAACACUUGAACCUCAAAUUGAUAAAAUUGAAUAAUCUGAUAAUGCAGAAGUAGCAGAAGUAGAAUCAAUUGAAAAUGAUUUCACAGAAUUUAUGAAGUAACCCUCAAAUGAUUAAACUAUUACAGAAAUAGAAACAGAAAAUUAAUAUGAAGUUAAUCAUGCUGAUCUAUCUUAGAUUUCAUAAGUUAAAGAAGAUACAAGUAAUACUCACAAUUAUUUUAUUAGAAUUAACCUUUCAACUUAAAUUCAAUGGUGAAUUUACUAAUUUAAAUUGUACUUUUGAAACUUUCGAAUCAUCUAUAAAUAUUUUAAAUUCAUCAUACACUUCAGAGCAAAUGAAACAAAUAAAAAUACAUUUGUUAUUAAACCUUUAUGAUGAAAAUGAAGAUUGUUCUUGUAGACUUUGGUGUCUUAAAAAAAUCUUAUCAUACAAUUGA
Paramecium sonneborni is the source of this 1003-nucleotide messenger RNA. Lineage: Eukaryota; Ciliophora; Oligohymenophorea; Peniculida; Parameciidae. The record is from the annotation of a GenBank genome assembly.